UAUAGGACAGGAGGGGUCCUGCUCAGAUCCCGUCAGGGUGCCUGUGCCUGGGCGUGUUCUCUCAAGAUGCCGGAGCCGACGAAGAAGCCAGUCUCAGCCUUCAGCAAGAAGCCGCGGUCCCUGGCCGUGGCGGCGGGCGGUGUGGCAGUGUUCGAGGCAGAGACGGAGCGGGCGGGAGUGAAGGUGCGUUGGCAGCGGGCCGGCAGCGACCUCAGCGCCAGUGACAAGUUCGGCGUGAGCGCCGAGGGCACCCGGCACACCCUCACCGUGCGGGACGUGGGCCCUGGCGACCAGGGCUCCUAUGCGGUCAUCGCCGGCACCUCCAAGGUCAAGUUUGACCUCAAGGUCACAGAGGCAGAGAAGGCGGAGCCGGAGCCCAGCCCUGCCCCGGGCCCCACGGCUGAGGCCCCUGCAGCCCCAGGAGAAGCCCCCGCCCCCACAGCGGAGCCCGCUGGAGGUGCCCCACAGCCCGAAGGGUCAAGCUCAGCCACCCCAGAUGGCCACAGUGCCCCCAAUGGCAUGGGUGCCCCUGACGGCCUGGGUGCCCCCAAUGAGUCCAGUGCCCCCGAGGACCCCAUCGGACUCUUUGUGACGCGGCCACAGGAUGGCGAAGUGACCGUGGGCGGCAGCAUCACCUUCUCAGCCCGGGUGGCGGGGGCCAGCCUCCUGAAACCGCCCUUGGUCAGGUGGUUCAAGGGCAAGUGGGUGGACCUGAGCAGCAAGGUGGGCCAGCACCUGCAGCUGCACGACAGCUACGACCGCGCCAGCAAGAUCUACCUCUUUGAGCUGCACAUCACCGAUGCCCAGACCACCUCUGCGGGAGGCUACCGCUGCGAGGUGUCGACCAAAGACAAAUUUGACAGCUGCAACUUUAACCUCACCGUCCACGAGGCCAUUGGCCCCGGCGACCUGGACCUCCGAUCUGCUUUCCGCCGCACGAGCCUGUCUGGAGGCGGCCGGAGGACCAGUGACAGUCAUGAGGACGCGGGGACUCUGGACUUCAGCUCGCUGCUGAAAAAGAGCAGCAGUUUCCGGACCCCACGGGACGCGAAGCUGGAGGCUCCGGCGGAGGAGGACGUGUGGGAGAUCCUGCGGCAGGCGCCCCCCACGGAGUACGAGCGCAUCGCCUUCCAGCACGGGGUCACGGAUCUGCGCGGCAUGCUCAAGCGCCUCAAGGGCAUGAAGCGCGACGAGAAGAAGAGCACAGCCUUUCAGAAGAAGCUGGAGCCCGCCUACCAGGUGGGCAAAGGCCAGAAGAUCCGGCUGAGCGUGGAGCUGGCUGACCCCGACGCCGAGAUCAAGUGGCUCAAGAAUGGACAGGAGAUCCAGAUGAGCGGCAGCAAGUACGUCUUUGAGGCGGUGGGCAACAAGCGCACGCUGACCAUCAGCCAGUGCUCGCUGGCCGACGACGCGGCCUACCAGUGCGUGGUGGGCGGCGAGAAGUGCAGUACCGAGCUCUUUGUCAAAGAGCCCCCGGUGCUGAUCAUGCGGCCCCUGGAGGACCAGCUGGUGAUGGUGGGGCAGAGGGUGGAGUUCGAGUGCGAGGUGUCCGAGGAGGGGGCCCAAGUCAAAUGGCUCAAGGACGGGGUGGAGCUGACGCGGGAGGAGACCUUCAAGUAUCGGUUCAAGAAGGACGGCCGCAAACACCACCUGAUCAUCAACGAGGCCACUCUGGAGGACGCGGGCCACUACGCGCUGCGCACCAGCGGAGGCCAGGCGCUGGCCGAGCUCAUCGUGCAGGAGAAGAAGCUGGAGGUGUAUCAGAGCAUCGCCGACUUGACGGUGGGCGCCAAAGACCAGGCUGUGUUCAAGUGCGAGGUGUCAGACGAGAACGUGCGGGGCGUGUGGCUGAAGAACGGGAAGGAGCUGGUCCCUGACAGUCGCAUCAAAGUGUCUCACAUCGGGCGGGUCCACAAACUGACCAUCGACGAUGUGACACCUGCCGACGAGGCUGACUACAGCUUCGUGCCCGAGGGCUUCGCCUGCAACCUGUCUGCCAAGCUCCACUUCAUGGAGGUCAAGAUCGACUUUGUGCCCAGGCAGGAACCUCCCAAGAUCCACCUGGACUGCCCUGGCCGCACGCCGGACACCAUCGUGGUUGUGGCCGGCAACAAGUUGCGGCUGGACGUGCCCAUCUCGGGCGACCCUGCUCCCACGGUGAUCUGGCAGAAGGUGGUCCCACAGGGGAGUAAAGGUGCCUCGGGGCCGCCCCCCGAAACCCCCGCAGACACAGGCUCCAGUGAGGACUGGGUGUUUGACAAGAAGGUGCUGUGUGAGACCGAGGGUCGGGUCCGGGUGGAGACCACCAAGGACCGCAGCAUCUUCACCGUCGAGGGGGCGGAGAAGGAAGACGAGGGCGUCUACAUCGUCACCGUGAAGAACCCGGUGGGCGAGGACCAGGUCAACCUCACCGUCAAGGUCAUCGAUGUGCCAGAUGCGCCAGCGGCCCCCAAGAUAAGCAACGUGGGCGAGGAUUCGUGUGUGGUGGAGUGGGAACCCCCGGCUUACGACGGCGGGCAGCCAAUCCUGGGCUACAUCCUAGAGCGCAAGAAGAAAAAGAGCUACCGCUGGAUGCGACUCAACUUCGACCUGGUGCGCGAGCGGCGCUAUGAGGCCCGGCGCAUGAUCGAGGGCGUGGUGUACGAGAUGCGCGUCUACGCCGUCAACGCCAUCGGCAUGUCCCGGCCCAGCCCCGCCUCCCAGCCCUUCAUGCCCAUCGGGCCCCCCAGCGAACCCACCCAUCUGGCGGUGGAGGAUGUGUCCGACACCACCGUUUCGCUCAAGUGGCGGCCCCCAGAGCGUGUGGGAGCCGGCGGGCUGGACGGCUACAGCGUGGAGUACUGUCGGGAGGGUGGCUCCGAGUGGGUGUCGGCCCUGCAGGGGCUGACGGAACGCACGUCCUUGCUGGUGAAGGAGCUGCCCACGGGGGCCCGGCUGCUGUUCCGUGUGCGGGCGCACAAUGUGGCGGGGGCCGGGGCCCCCGUCACCACCAAGGAGCCUGUCACAGUGCAGGAGAUACUGCAGCGACCACGGCUCCAGCUGCCCCGGCACCUGCGCCAGACCGUCCAGAGGAAAGUCGGGGAGACUGUGAACAUCCUCAUUCCUUUCCAGGGCAAGCCCCGGCCCCAGGUGACCUGGACCAAGGAGGGGCAGCCGCUGGCCGAGGAGGACGUGAGCAUCCGCAACAGCCCCACGGACACCAUCCUGUUCAUCCGCACCGCCCGCCGCGCCCACUCGGGCGCCUACCAGGUGUCGCUGCGCAUCGAGAGCAUGGAGGACAAGGCCACGCUGCUCCUGCAGGUCGUCGACAAGCCGAGCCCCCCGCAGGAUAUCCGGGUCACUGAGACUUGGGGCUUCAAUGUGGCUCUGGAGUGGAAGCCCCCCCAGGACGACGGCAACACGGAGAUCCUGGGCUACACGGUCCAGAAAGCCGACAAGAAGACCAUGGAGUGGUUCACCGUCUUGGAGCAUUACCGCCGCACCCACUGCGUGGUGUCCGAGCUCAUCAUUGGCAACGGCUACUACUUCCGGGUCAUCAGCCACAACAUGGUGGGGCCUAGUGACAGCGCUGCCACCACCAAGGAGCCCGUCUUUAUCCCCAGGCCAGGCAUCACCUACGAGCCACCCAACUACAAGGACCUGGACUUCUCCGAGGCCCCCAGCUUCACCCACCCCCUGGUGAACCGCUCGGUCAUCGCCGGUUACAACGCCACCCUCUGCUGUGCCGUGCGCGGGAGCCCCAAGCCCAAGAUCUCCUGGCUGAAGAACGGCCUGGACCUGGGCGAGGACGCCCGUUUCCGCAUGUUCAGCAAGCAGGGGGUGCUGACCCUGGAGAUCCGCAAGCCCUGCCCCUACGACGGGGGCGUCUACGUCUGCCGCGCCACCAACCUGCAGGGCGAGGCGCAGUGCGAGUGCCGCCUGGAGGUGCGAGUGCCCCAGUGACCGAGCUCCUGGCAUGACAGGUGCCAGAGGAUGCCCGUUCAAGCGUGCAGAAGCCCAGAGGCGGAUCCUGCUGGCGGAAGAGGCGUGCCUUGGGGUUUCCUUGUUUGGCGGGGAGGGGAGGGGGCAGCCAGGACUCUGCAGGCUGCACUGUUGGAGACCCCACUGGCAGC
Messenger RNA from Sorex araneus (European shrew), 4112 nucleotides. It is a transcript of the gene MYBPC3, whose product is annotated as myosin binding protein C3. Lineage: Eukaryota; Metazoa; Chordata; Mammalia; Eulipotyphla; Soricidae. Gene Ontology annotation, molecular function: protein binding. The record is from RefSeq and is a predicted model, not a curated record. The transcript has 34 exons. The coding region runs from base 67 to 3942 and encodes 1291 amino acids.